AUGGGCCCGACCCCACAGGAGCAGAAGGCACUCGAAGACCUUUGGUGGUAUGUUCGGAGACAGGGUGGAGUGCUUGCGUCCUUCCGCAUCGCCGAGUUCUGCCAGAAGUUCCCAGCGCAUCGGGGCAAGCACUUCAAGCAACUCUGCAAAAGCUCUUCUGACUUCAUUGUGGCGGACCGCGUAGACGGGGGAUAUACGAUCCGAUUGGUCUGGGCGGAAGAGGAAGCCGUCCGCGACCUGGCGGCCUUCAUCCGAUCCCUGGGUCGACCACUUCGCUCGAAAGAGUUCCCCGACUUCCAGUCCUCCCAUGAGGUGUCGGCUGCCGUGGUGUAUUCGGGCGACAGAACGCUACGAAAAUUCUGCCAAGAGCAUGGCGACAUUUUCACUGUUGACGCAACCCCCGAGAGCCCGGCCUUUUCCAUUCGACUUCACACGCAGACUCCCAGCGCUCCUAGCGAUGAGCAGCUGCUUUCAGACAUUCUGACCUUCGUGAGUGAACAGGGCGGCUCAGUUUCCUCUGAGUGCUUCGCUGGUUUUUUUGAAGGGCAUCCGUCGCGCCGGGAAGCAAUCCCCAGCUUGAAAGUGUUCUUCUCGAGACAUGCAGCUCAUUUCGUUGUCUCCGAGGGCACAAACUCUCCACACUGGCGGGUGACACUGGCAUCUUCCGCAUCGUCAGCCAAGCUUGCGGCCCGCCUUGCAAUUUUCCUAGAAGAUUGUGGCCAACCAAUGGCGUGUGACAAGCUCGAAGGAUUUUGCGAGAAGAACCCACCAUUCCGCAAUAUCGUUGAACGUGGAAACCUGCGUAGAUUCUGCGAGCAGCAUCCAGGACUGCUCAUCUACGAGGCUUUGUCGAAGGAAACAGAUAAGAUCAAGCUGCCCAAGCAUUGUUGUCUGUUUCUGCGGGGUAUCUGCAACUUCGAUGCGCCCCACGGCAACUAUCUCCACGCGAAUCCUUUGCCUGCUGGAGCAAUUCGUUGCGGGUAUGGGCGGAGAUGCCAACGUGGGCACUGGCAGAGCAUCGAACGCUUGGCAGACUUGCAGGCAGAGGCGACGGAAGUGGAGGUAGCUGCAGAUUCGGCCGGGAGCAAAGCGCCGUCAGACCCUGGUAGCGACUCCGAAAGCAGCUCUUCAGAGUCCGGUACGCAGCAAGGCUCACUGGAGCUCUCCGCUAGCGACAUUGGUUGGAGUCACGACUCUAUCAAGGUUCGUUUCCGGAAUGGGGUGCUGCUGGUGGAUACUUUGAAGGAGUUGGUGGAUGGGAGGCUGCUUCCUUCCCAGCUCCCAAGCUUUUCUGUGUGGGCAGCCGGCAGCCUUUGGUACGCCAUCUCAGGGAAUCGGCGCCUUUGGGUCUUAAAAGAGCUCUCCUUGAUUACUGGUAGAGCGGUGAAGGUGAGGGUCCGGCAGCUACCGGCUGGGGCACACAUGUCUAACUGGUUCCGGCGCAAGUUCUCCACAAGCUGCAACGGCAUCUCCGUUGAGUACCGGGCCAACCGUGGAUGCCAUGCCAGUAUGAAGAUGGCCUUGUCUUCGUUGAGGGGCGCCAGCACCACCCUGACAGCCCACGAGAAGCUCCUUGCCCAGGAGCUUCAUCGGUGCGGUGGUCGUGCGCCUUUGCUGGAGCUGGAAAGCAGGUUUGGGGGCCAGUUCUCGGUGCCGGAGCUUGUGACAUCGAAGCCCCAGCUCUUCACGAGAUCUCCGUCGGACGAGUCCGUGAUCUUCACGCCUGUGAUCCCCUACAGGGGCAGCUGCCAGGGCACGGCCGGCAGUGCGUCGCCGGCUCCGGCAAAAGAUCAUCCCAAGGCGGCGGCAAAAGCCACGUCCCUGACCUACAAGGCUCCUCCCCCUGCGAAGUGUCAGCUGGUGGCGAUCUCCCCGCCCCAUCCGGCUCAGGGUGUGAAGGCUUCUCCACCCCCACCGCCUUUGCAAGCGGAGCCCGUGCCCAAACCGCCACCAGCCCAGUGGCUCGCCCCACCCUCAAACCCAGCACCUCCGCCUCCCCGCCCUCCAACCGAGGCAAAGCCAAGGCCAAAGCCAAAGCCGCCCCCACCCCCAUGUGCGAGUGACGGUGAAGAUGCCGAUGAUGCAGCUUCAGUGACACCGCCAGCGACGCCAAGAGCCGAUGCAGGGAAGCAGGAGGAAGGCACCCCGAUGCCUGCCGACAGAUUCCCAAGCGACGGCUUCGCGGCCGCAGCCCGCAGCGAAAAGACGGCGCCCAGCCCCACUGACAUGGCGGUGGGUUGGGUGCUAUCCCGGGCCGGAGGAGCCCUGCCUCGUCUCGAACUGAAGAGGCGGUGUAACAAGGUCUCCACGCUGAAGCUGAAGUACCUGAAGGACAAGCGGCACCUUUUCACUGCGGAGGAGGGCGAGGAUGGGAUGAUCACCUUUACGCCAGCGCCGAAGGCCCCAGAGUCGAGCCAGGAUUCGUCGGCUUCACCCGCGCCAGCCUUGCCUGCAAGUGCACGCGGACCGACGAGCUCAGGGCAGGAGAAUCAGCGAAUGGCCACCGAACAGGCUGCAGGGGCGCCCUCGCAGCCUCCGAGAUCCGUGGCGGGUCCACCACCCCAGCAGCGGCCACGAAGCCAGCCGCCGCGGAUUCCGGCACCGCUCCCUGCGAACCCAGCUUGCUCUCUUCAGCGCUGCGUCUGUGACCUUGAAGGCUUGCUCUCCAAGUUGCCGGCAAAGAUCUUCGAAGCUAUGAGCUUGGGUAGCUACGUGCGACUCCUUCACAGCUUCAAGGCCCAGCGGCUGGUGCUGAGGAGCGGGAAGCCGUUGCAAGUGGCCUUGGCCUCAAGCUGGAUUCCCCCUUCCGAGCUUCCGGAAGUCCCUCUGUCACAGCAUGACCUCCUGGCCGUGGUGGAGCAGCUUGGGCUGAAAACUGCGGGCUCCGGCCUUCAACGCAUCCCUGGCUCCUCGCACCGCGCCAGCCUCUGCUAUCACGGCACCAGCCUUGAUGCGCUGGUCUUGCACGUGACGCGGCUUCUGCCAGGUGUCAGUGAACCGAUCCAUCCGCUCUCCCAAACCUCUUUGCUGCUGCUGGGCCCUGCGAGCUGUGGCAAGACCACGGUGCUCCGGGACCUCAUCUCCACCUUGUCAUCAAGAUACCAGGUGGUGGUCGUCGAUCCUCUGGCCGAGCUUAGCUCCUGCGGCUUCCGCUACGCCCGGGCUCUCUUGCCAUCGGAGGAGUGCGACAACAUGGCCUCUUUCCUGCAGCGGGUGAUCUCUGAGCACAGUCCCGAGGUUGUCGUCGCCGAGUUCAUCGAUGGAGAUGUUGCCCUCAAGUGUGCGCAGCUGUGCUACGAUGCCGGGGUCCGGCUGGUCUGCUCGCUUCGGCAGUCCUUCCCUGGCCUGGUAGAAGCCUUCCUCCGCUGCCACACGGGAUUGUUUGGAUGCUGCGCUUUUCCUUUUGGUACGGUGGUUGCCCUCCGCCGGGAGCUGGACGUAUUGCAAGUCUACAGCCCUGCCGGCGCCGUCGUCUGCUGCUCGGCUCAACCUUCUUCAUUUCCGAUGUCUCCAGUAGAACCCGUAGAGCAUACCCCAAACCCGAAGAGCAGCAUUAAUAUAAUAACUAGAACAAACUGUAAUUUUAAUAUACUCUACUAUACUAUACUGUAA
Molecule: messenger RNA, 3612 nt
Organism: Symbiodinium sp. CCMP2456
Lineage: Eukaryota; Dinophyceae; Suessiales; Symbiodiniaceae
Source: the annotation of a GenBank genome assembly